Messenger RNA from Perca flavescens (yellow perch), 4178 nucleotides. RefSeq names its product synaptogyrin 3a (gene syngr3a). Gene Ontology annotation, cellular component: neuromuscular junction; synaptic vesicle membrane. NCBI's taxonomy places the organism in Eukaryota, Metazoa, Chordata, Actinopteri, Perciformes, Percidae. The transcript has 4 exons. Bases 101 to 793 code for a protein of 230 amino acids. The record is from RefSeq and is a predicted model, not a curated record.
GCGUGGAGCCGCGAGAAGCGCACAGAGAAAGAGAGAGAGAGAGAGAGAGAGAGAGAGAGAGAGAGAGAGAGAGAGAGAGAGAGAGAGAGAGCGACAGAAGAUGGACGGAGUGGGAUCGUUCGGAGCUGGCCGGGCCGGGUCCACUAUCGACCCGAUUGCCUUCGCCAAACAGCCGCAGACCAUCCUCAGAGUGCUGUCCUGGAUAUUUUCCCUGGUGGUCUUCGCCUCCAUUGUGAACGAGGGUUAUGUCAACAUGGGCAGCGAGCGUCUCCACUGCGUCUUCAAUAAGAACGCAGACGCGUGCAACUACGGCGUGUUCGUGGGCCUGGUGGGCUUGAUGGCGUGCUCCUUCUUCUUCCUGCUCGACUACAAGUUCUCCUCCAUCAGCUCCGUGAAAGACAGGAAGAAGGCUAUAAUGCUUGAGAUCGGCUUCUCGGGCUUCUGGGCCUUCCUGUACUUUGUAAGUUUCUGCUUCCUGGCCAAUCAGUGGUCUCGAACCACGGCUGAUGAGCUGCCACUCAACCAGGGGGCAGAUGCAGCCCGGGCUGCAAUCGCCUUCUCUUUCUUCUCCAUAAUCACCUGGGCUGGUCUAACAGUCCGUGCGGUCCAGAAGUAUCUGCUUGGCACAGACAUGACUCUGUUCACCACGGAGCACAUGGACGGCGGCGCGCCCACCCAGCCGUACCCCUCCAACUCACCGGUUGGCGGCACCACUGAGGCCACAGAGACCUACCAGAGCCCACCAUUCACCGAGAACAACGCAGCACCCACAUACCAGGUUCCCAUUUACUAGAUAAGAUAGACCUGAUGGUGGAAGAAUAAGGUCCCGGAGAUGGGUAAGAGGAAAGUGAUAGAAAAUUGCUUUCUGUGAUGUUACACCUACAGUUGUUUAUGUGUUGAUCUGGGCAGAGUUUUCAACAAUUGUUUCAAGAAAAAAACAAAAAAAAGAACUGCCUCUUCUUUUUGUUCCCUCCUCUCGUUCCCUUUACCUUCCUUAACAUUCCAGCUUUAUCUGCUCUUUUCUCGACCUGUUUGCUAAAUUCAAUUCCCUGCUUUCGCAAAUCCAGUGUUCCUCGGAUCAGAACAGAUGAGAGAAAAAGGAAACAAAAGGAGGAAAUGUAAAAAGAGGAGGCCAUUUUGCAGUAUUUAAACACUAUGUUGACAACAAAACAGAUGAAGGGAUCAACAAGCGAGCGACUCCACCACAAAGCAGUAUCGGCAAACAAAUAGUGCAGAGGGCACUCGCAUACAGCACCUUCGUCUUAUUCUUUCUAUUCAUCGAAGUGUCAAAAUCCCCUUUUAUGCCAGGGAAUGUUUGUUUUUUAGCUACAGUACGGUCUAGUCGUUCCUCCCACUUUCCCUGCUGCAUUUAAAAGUGAUCAUGUGUGUUGAAUCUGCAUGUUUCUUAACUUAGAGAUCAACUAAGUGCCAUACUGUACUGUGUGUCUCAGACAGUGACUUAAUUUAGUAGAUUUCCACAUGCUGUAAAAAAAACAACAAACUUUUUGUGACUAAGUGCAAUAUCUCACACGUAGGUCUCUAGGUAGGUAGAUACCGUCCUGUAGGUAGGUUAGUUAGCAUCAGAUAAGACCAGUUGAGGCACUGUCUCAAAUAACAUACUAGUCUUUGAAUUGUACUUACAAAUCUCAGGCAAAUGUCCACAUUAUAAUCGUUGAUCUGACGUUGAUUCCGCUUCCCUGCAAAGUUUGCAAGAUACGGAAAUUAUAUCUGAAUCCGACAGAUCCUGAGAGAACUUUUCAUCCACAAAAAACUUGUUGACAAUUUGAAUAGAUUUAGUAUCGGUCAACAAGCUGAUAUGUCAUCUUUUCAAGCAUUUAUGGUCUUCCUCGGUGUAGUGCAAUCAUUACUUUAAACACAUUUUUAGGAGGAAAACUGUGUCACAAUGCCAAAUAUUCCUUGAGUAUUUGUGUACGAGGGUGCCCUGGGCCCCAUUGUCCCAUAAUCCGUCCGUGGUACCAGGGAAUGUAUGUAGUGUGUGAUUUGAGACAGUGUCCUAUAUUGGGUGUUGUGUGUAUAAAAUGGGGCGAGUAGGGAGAUUUUGGGCAAGUCAGGUCUGUUUAUGUUUACGUUUAGGAAGCUGCCAAACUGCCCUGUGUUCUUAUUGCUGUCUUCUGAUUACCACAUAACUUCUAUGUUGUUAAUGUCUAUCGGAUUUUAUGUAAUCACAAAGCAGGGGGGCAACAGAUGAGCUUUUAUUUAGCCAGGGUGAUUAUUUGGUGCAGUCUCAGGCAAAAGAUCGAAGAAGUUUGUGGGAUGUUAAGGAUCGCUAGCUGGCUAAUUAAUUGAUCCUGCAACCCUGCCAUUAAGGUGGAGGGGCCAGCAUUUGUUGCCAUUGUGACAGGGAUAGGGCUGGGCGGAUAUGUUGGUCACUAAGGGCCCUGAUGUAGAUAGUAACCAUACCAACCAUUUUGGUGUGUAGCAGUGUCUGUGUCGUGGUUCACGUACACUCGCCAUCAGCGAAAUCUGUAGGUGCGCGAGCGAGAGUGUGAGAAGUGCACGUGCAAAGUGUACAUGUGCACGUGCAUUAGCGUGUGUGUGAGACGCGUGGGUCUGGGUGUGAAAAUGUGUGAAUGUGGCUAGUUAAUUGAAUUUUGUGGUGCAGAAAAGUUAUUUUCUUGAACAUGUGUUUGUCAGAGUUUUAGUGCAAAGGAGGAAAUCAUAAGUCUGUUACACCAUUUAAUCAUUUCCCCAAAAUAAUAGUAUUUCUGCUAAAUAUAUUAUUAGUGUCACUGUCACGAUAUAUGAAUUAAAAAGUAUGAAAGUAAGAGUUUUUUGACAAACAGAGCCAAAUAUAAAACUGCAUAUUAGAGUGAUAUAAUUGACCUGCUGUACGCCUUGCCUGCUAUUCUAACUGAUCCUGUGUAAACAGCGCCCUCUGCAGACAAGAGAAGGUACUGCAGCAGUGGCUCUCAGAGAUUUAAAAGUAAUCAUGAUAAUAAAUGCAUGAAAUUGUUGUAUAGAUCUCAUUAUAUAUUGGAUACUAUGUAAUUCUUAAGUUGACGAGUUGGUUUGCAAAGUGAGAUUUACCAGCCAUCAGUGCAGCAGACAGGAUUCCUUCAUGUGUGUUAUAUUAUUAUAUUAAUCCCAGUCAGAAUUGCGACCAUACGCCCAAAUGACUCUUUGUUUAUUUGGUGAUGUUAUCUCAACCUCAUGAUCUUGUGGGUCACGAGUUGUGUGAACAUUACUCCCCAACUAUUUCCUGAAGCAAUUGGUUUUUGAAAUGUUUAAACGGCCAUUGUUUUUGGUUGAUUCUAAUAAGAUGUGAGUAUCAGCUUGCAGAGACUCCAGACACAAAAUCUUCAAAUUGACCGGAUGCCACUCCACGAUGAUGAAACUCUGACACAACAUUAAAGUUAUAAUUCUUAAAGCAUGAACAAUUAUGCUAAAUCUGGAAAAAAACAAAAAACUGCCAGUAUAGUUCUUUGAAUCUUGGGUAUUACUGGGCUGCUAGUGACCUGUUAACUGUGGUUAGGUGAGACUCGGGUACUGAUGGUCGUUUGGGGGUACUGUCAGGUCAGGUUGUAUUAUUGUUCUCAGUGCUUUGGUCUCUUCUUCAGUCAGUGUGGUAGAUACAUAUAAUAAAAGCAUUCUCUGUUUUGUGCUCUGGCCCAUGUACGCUACUGUGGUAUUGGUUGGUUGUAAAAUUCAGUACGUUAUUGAAGUAAAUGGAACCUGUUUGUGUUGCCGUCUAGGGUAUGGUUUGUCCUGUACUACUGAAAAUAUAAAAAUAUCAUUAUUUAUUAACUAGAAUGCACUGUUUGUUGGAAAUACUUUGUUUGACCACUCUUAAAGGGGCCGUCAGCACUAAAAUCAAAGUUUUAUGUGAUCAUGCCGUUUUGUUAGACUGAGAUUAUAAAAGUAACGCGGGUGCCAUCAGUUGUGUGGUUUCCAGUUUAAUACAUUGCAUGGAUGUUACAAUAUCUCCCCCUUUAAUAUUGAUAUUAACAAAAGUCACCCCCAUCAGCAAACAAGUAAACAUUGAUUUUGUAGCGUGCUAUACCCCUUUAACAUGUUUUUGUUUUAGUCGUUUCUUCCUGUUCUGAUGGUGUUCGGUGUAAAAAUGCUGUGUACAGAGAUGUGUGUCACUGUCUAUUACCUGAAUGUCUCUGGACUGCAGUCUGACCGUCACUCGAAUAAAAAAGAAAACAUGUUUUGGA